Messenger RNA from Punica granatum (pomegranate), 757 nucleotides. The record is from RefSeq and is a predicted model, not a curated record. Lineage: Eukaryota; Viridiplantae; Streptophyta; Magnoliopsida; Myrtales; Lythraceae.
AACUUCUUAAGCUUCCGACCGGCAAACUGGAACCUAUAAAUUCUCCAGAAGCACCAGUCUCUUCUCUUCCUUUGGCAGUGGACGGACUUUGGCACAUAGCAGUACUGCGCGCUCCUUCUCUGUCCCUCGCGCGCGCAAAACCCUAGGUCUUGCGAAUCAGAAUGUCCGGAGAAGAGGAAGAAAAUGCCGCUGAGCUCAAAAUCGGGGACGAGUUUUUGAAGGCAAAAUGUCUGAUGAACUGUGAAGUAUCCUUAAUUCUCGAACACAAGUAUGAGCAGCUUCGGCAGAUGUCAGAGGAUCCACUUAAUCAAGUUUCCCAGGUCUUUGAGAAGUCAUUGCAGUAUGUGAAACGCUUCAGUCGCUAUAAAAAUCCCGAUGCUGUCAGACAAGUGCGAGAAAUCCUCAGUAGAUAUCACCUGACUGAGUUCGAGCUUUGUGUUCUUGGCAAUCUUUGCCCUGAGACUGUGGAAGAAGCAAUUGCUAUGGUGCCAUCAAUGAAGACCAAAGGUCGGGGUCUCGAUGAGGAGGCAAUUGAGAAAAUGCUGAAUGACCUCUCACUUAUCAAGACAUUUGAAUAGUGUGUUUGAGAUAUUUAAGAAAGUUCGACGUGCAUAAACAUUGAAUUUAAACCACUUAGAGGGUUCAAAUAUUCAUGCCAUGUAUGAGCUAAAGAUCUUCCUACUGUAGUCCUGUCUGGAUGCUUUGAUGGCAUCUCAUCCUCUUUAAUGGAUGUGCGUUUGUUCCAUCAUUGUUGUUA